AUGAAUAACGACCCCUCAGUAUCUACAGCGCCACGUCAGAGCCAUGCUGCGCAAGGAAAGAUUUGGCUAGGCGCUUACUGCUCUAUAGCCUACCAAAACCCCUGCACCGGCACUGCGCCUCGAUGGAUAACGACCCCUCAUCAUCGUUCUGACCGAUACAAACAAGAAACUCAUCCAGUUAGCACAGGGUCUUGGAUGAGCCCUAAUGGGCAUAUUAUAUCAGAUGAGGACCAACUGAAGGGACGUCAUUAUCCUUUCAACUACAAACUCAGCCUUACCGAGCCACGAGAGGUGUUGAUGCUUUCCAUUACAUCCCCGAAACUGACAGCUUUUCUGGCCGACGUAUCAAACGAAUUUGGGAGCCAUUGGGAUGACAAGUUUGUCGAGACUCAGCCCUCGCAGACAGAAUGUAACCUCUGGCGUAUUAUUUGGUGCUGGAAUUUGGUUUCUGGGCGUCAACUCGACUCGUCGAACAGCCAAGCAAGAGAUGAGUUAUAUAAUCUUGUCAAUGUCCUCAAGGACUUUAAGCCACUCGAUGAAGUGAUCCAAAUGAGCGACGCUCAAAAGAAGUACGGAACUAUUGUUUUUGACAAUUUAUGGUCUCUUUUCCCUCCAGGAGAGAUUAUAUUUGCGGCAUCAGAUGCACAACUUCAGGUACUGCUAGUCAACCAGGCUUCAUACAAAAGCAUUGCGAUGGGCAUUCGAUCGGCUUCCGCCAAUAAAGUAAUGGAGAUCUCUUGCUGCUACUAUGGUAAGACUAAAUUUUUAUUUUAA
This is a messenger RNA of Penicillium angulare, 774 nucleotides long. RefSeq lists its product as uncharacterized. The coding region runs from base 1 to 774 and encodes 257 amino acids. Lineage: Eukaryota; Fungi; Ascomycota; Eurotiomycetes; Eurotiales; Aspergillaceae. The record is from RefSeq and is a predicted model, not a curated record. The transcript has 2 exons.